UAUUUCAGGAUACGACCCUCCCUCCAGUGGGCUAUUUUUAUCAUCGCAGGCGGUAAAACCAUUACUAGCCAUCUUCAAUCAAUUCGUCAAUGGAAACAAGGGUUGUAUCACUUUGUCACUGUUACAAUUCCUUCUUAGAGUGUCAAAAGCUGAGCGCAUCGUACAAGUAGCAUUGAAGGUUAGAGUUCGAAAAGAGCGAGCGUUCUCAAGAGGAGAUGUAUAGAGAGCACCGUGUGGGUGUUAUCGGCGUUGGUGGAUGUCGAGUGGGUGGUUAGAGGCAUGCGCCGUGGAGGUCGGAGGCGACCAAUGACGUCAGGGGAUCGAUCGCGGCUCUGAGGCGAGCGACGAGCGGCGAGCGGCCAGCGGCGGGCGACGGGCGGCGCGCUACACGGUCCUCUGAUGAUACAGAACUGUCAACCGUGGCACGUGAGUUAGGAUGUGUACACGGCGGGUUAUGUAACGGAUAGGAAGCGGACAGGAACACCAGUUUGAUGUCUAAGGCACGGGACACGCGCGCUCAUGUGCGGACUAAGUUUUAGAACCAGGAACAGCCCUUCGCAGAAGACCUCCCUCCGAUGGGGCGACAGCUGUGUCAGGCUCGAAUGUAACGGCUUCCACGGCACACAAACCUCUUAGGUCCAUAACGAGAGCGAGUGACAUAACGUUGGUGUUCAGAUUAUAUAUCUAUUUUAUGAUGGAUUAUUGUUAUACUUGUCGUUCCGGAAGUUAUUUGUAAAAGCUGGUAGUGAGUGGCCACUGGCAAGUCGAGCGACCGGAGCUGAAGGUUCAAGGAGGCUUCAAAUAACAAGACAUCAAGAUGAUCAACAUAGCCGGAGUGAUCUCCAUCAUCCUCUUCUACGUUCUAAUCCUGGCCGUGGGGAUAUGGGCGGGGCGCAAGAAGCCGCCAGGUAACGACUCCGAAGAAGAAGUGAUGCUAGCAGGACGAUCCAUUGGAUUGUUCGUGGGCAUCUUCACUAUGACCGCGACGUGGGUGGGUGGAGGCUACAUCAAUGGCACCGCUGAAGCCAUCUAUACUUCGGGGCUGGUGUGGUGUCAGGCCCCCUUCGGGUACGCGCUGUCACUCGUCUUUGGCGGCAUCUUCUUCGCCAAUCCGAUGCGUAAACAGGGUUACGUGACCAUGUUGGAUCCUCUCCAGGACUCGUUCGGCAGUCGUAUGGGAGGACUGUUGUUCCUGCCCGCGCUCUGUGGGGAGGUGUUCUGGGCUGCUGGAAUCCUUGCAGCACUUGGCGCCACGCUGGCCGUCAUCAUAGACAUGGACCACCGCACGUCCGUCAUCUUCAGCGCCUGCGUCGCCGUCUUCUACACCCUGUUCGGAGGCCUGUACUCCGUCGCCUACACUGACGUCAUUCAGCUGUUCUGUAUCUUCAUCGGCCUCUGGAUGUGCAUUCCUUUUGCCUGGGCCAACGAACACGUCAAACCUCUCAGCUCUAUGGAAGUGGACUGGAUAGGAAAGAUCGAUCCGGAGUAUUACUGGUUCUAUGUGGAUUACGGGCUAUUGCUCAUUUUUGGAGGUAUCCCGUGGCAGGUAUACUUUCAGCGUGUUCUUAGCAGCAAGACCGCCGGCCGAGCUCAAGUGCUGUCGUAUGUGGCAGCUAUAGGUUGUAUCUUCAUGGCCAUACCGCCCGUACUUAUUGGAGCCAUCGCUAAAGGCACCGCUUGGAACGAGACGGAGUAUCACGGACCUUUGACGGCCGAUGGUGAGUUGACUUCGGAACAAACGUCGAUGAUCCUGCCGCUCGUGCUGCAACACCUCACUCCAGACUUCGUGUCAUUCUUCGGUCUGGGUGCUGUCUCAGCCGCGGUGAUGUCGUCAGCUGACUCCAGCGUGCUCAGCGCUUCCUCUAUGUUUGCGAGAAACGUGUACAAGCUGAUAUUCCGUCAAAACGCUUCUGAGAUGGAGAUCAUUUGGGUGAUGCGUGUGUCUAUCCUGGUGGUAGGAGUACUCUCCACCAUCAUGGCUCUCACCAUCCCCUCUAUAUAUGGCUUGUGGUCGAUGUGCUCGGACCUGGUGUAUGUCAUCCUGUUUCCUCAACUGCUGAUGGUGGUGCACUUCAAGCAUCACUGUAACACGUACGGCUCGCUGGCGGCCUAUAUUGUUGCUUUAAUGGUCCGACUCUCCGGUGGUGAGAAGCUGCUGGGCCUGCCCGCUCUCAUCCACUACCCCGGGUGGGACGCCACCAACGAGGUUCAGUUGUUCCCCUUCAGGACGCUGGCCAUGGUGCUGUCACUCUUCACACUGGCUUUCAUCUCGUGGCUAUCCGUGUUCUUGUUCAACUCCGGUUACUUGAGUCCUGAAUCCGAUUACUUUAACUGCGUCGUGAACAUCCCCGAGGAUAUUAGAAGAGUGGACGAGCCCUCCGAGGCUGGGGAGCAGAUGUCGGUCCUGGGAGGAGUUCCCGGUAGGCUAUAUGGAGCUGCUUCCACUCUCGUGGGUCCGGAUGAGAAGUCGGGAAGGAUCAACCCGGCCCUGGAACCCGACGAUGACGAUCUGGACGACCCCAAUGAUGGCCCCACGCCGCUCUUCGGAUCCAGCAGUGCACCUCCACCGGUCCAGCCGUUCGGAAAACAGACAGCUUUCUGAGACGACUAUUACUACUACUAGUUCUCGAAAUGGAUUUGGCUAGGAAUGUUUUAUUUUCAUAUAGUGACCUGGAUAGGAUGACCGUUGGUUCAGUGCUUGAACUCUAAUCGACUGCAACGAAGAGAAUCGAGUUUCUAGAUUAGUAGACUCAGAUAAUACAUAUAUAUCAGAUAUAUGACUAAAUUCCGAUGCACGACUAUGUAUCGUACAGCACCCCCCUUGACUUAGAUCGGGAGGAAAAUGCGGAAAGGUAAUACAUUAGGAGAGUUUAUUUUAUAGCGAUGACAUGUUAUGUGUAUUUAUAUUAAUGUAUAAGUUACAAUAACGAAACGCAGACAUAUCAAGUAACGUGAACUGUAUUUACUAUAUAUUUGUUGUUAGAGACUUAUAUAACAUUAUUUACAUUUAAAGAUUCCUUAUUUAAGUCAAUUAAUGUAGGAAGACGUGCACGAAUUAUUGUUAGAGGACUGCGCAAGCUUGAGACGCGAGCAGUCGCACUCGCGUGACCAAGAGGAGGGGUAUAAUAUACUAAGAGUAAUCAAAUACAUAUCAAGAUGCUUUAAAAGCAAUAAAAUUAUUAUAAACAAGACCUGCAUUGAUUGAAAUUAUGAAACAUUAUGCUUCUAUUAGAUAUUUUAAAUAUGUACAAAUUCUAUUUUAAAAUGUUUGCAAGUUAUACAAGUUAUUUUCUUAGCCUCUAGUUAUAAUUGAGAGCAUUUACCGUUUUUAUAAAAUUCCAGUCAGUUUUAUGGUUAGCCUGUUAGGCCUCGGUGUUGAGGUCCGCUCGUCGAGUGACGAGUGUCGGCAGCAGUACACCGCCGCAGAGUUCAGUGAGAUAAAAACUGAAAGGGGCUUCAUAAAAUCAGCCAAUUGAGUUUAAAGAGACUUCAUAAAACAAUCACAUAUAUUAUUACAUAAGAGUCGGAAGGAAGAUCACUAGAGUGAGUGACGUAACAUAAGACGGUCGAAAAGUAAUUUCCUAAUCAUAAAUGUACCUUCGUCUGUUCAAACGUUAUAUACUAAAUGUGUUUGUCGUCUUCCUCGCACCAAGGUUACUAUCACUCGAUUUCGCUGAUGUUAUGAAUAAGCCUUCGAUGUCGUAGUUUAGAUGUGUCGCCGUCCUGAGUGGGGCUCGGGCGCGGGACGGACGCUGUGUUUUGAAAGUGUUUAAAUCCCUUUGUACUCGAUAUUGCGAGGGUGCAGCUUCGACUACUUGACAUGCAUCACUCGUUUAGCGUUGUAUAGUUAUAGUCGUAUACUUAUUGUGAUAUAGUCACCUGCCUGCAGUACUACGCGAAGACUCCUCGGAAACAUAUCAUUGUGAAUUAUUGUAUUAAAUGUACAUCGCAUAUAACUAGUUGUUAGUGAAACUGAUACAUAUCAAAUAUACUUAAGGUAGUGUUAGAUUAAUGUUGUUGUUUUCUGCGGCGGCCCUCCAGCUCGCUGACGGAUGUAGUAAAACAAUGAAGUGAGGCGGACGGUAGAACAACCACUCACAGCCUGUGGAACACCACACACCUUCAUGACAAGUACGCAAUCGGUCGCCUUGAGUGAUACGAGCUCUUUAAGCUGCACAUAUCCGUCUCGGGCUAGAGGCCGCUCUACCACUGUUAGGUGUAGUUACGUCUACUAUUGACUUAUUCCUAGUUCUUGUUGAAUAUUUGAAAUGUGUAAAUUGUGUAAUGUUGUGAUUCUGCAGUAUCCCUGCGACCUAAUAAAACGUAUAGUAUGUUGAAAA
Messenger RNA from Danaus plexippus (monarch butterfly), 4340 nucleotides. RefSeq names its product high-affinity choline transporter 1 (gene ChT). Gene Ontology annotation, biological process: choline transport; acetylcholine biosynthetic process; transmembrane transport. The transcript is spliced from 10 exons. Gene Ontology annotation, cellular component: plasma membrane. The record is from RefSeq and is a predicted model, not a curated record. Gene Ontology annotation, molecular function: choline:sodium symporter activity. The coding region runs from base 818 to 2602 and encodes 594 amino acids. NCBI's taxonomy places the organism in Eukaryota, Metazoa, Arthropoda, Insecta, Lepidoptera, Nymphalidae.